This is a messenger RNA of Alligator mississippiensis (American alligator), 9058 nucleotides long. RefSeq names its product ATPase phospholipid transporting 11B (putative) (gene ATP11B). Gene Ontology annotation, molecular function: ATP hydrolysis activity; ATPase-coupled intramembrane lipid carrier activity; magnesium ion binding. The transcript has 30 exons. Bases 212 to 3661 code for a protein of 1149 amino acids. The record is from RefSeq and is a predicted model, not a curated record. Gene Ontology annotation, biological process: phospholipid translocation. NCBI's taxonomy places the organism in Eukaryota, Metazoa, Chordata, Crocodylia, Alligatoridae. Gene Ontology annotation, cellular component: plasma membrane; trans-Golgi network; recycling endosome.
GCGAUGGCGGCGCGGGGGCGGGCCGCGGCUCGGGCUGUGGCCGUGGCUCGGGCCGGGUCUCUGGCGGCCGGGCGGGCCGCGCUGCACCUGGGGAAAGGCGGCGCCAUGGGGGCGAGCGGCGGGCGGCGGCUGCACUGAGGCGGCGGCGGCGCUCGCGCUCGCGAGGGGACCCCCGGGCCGGGACCGCCCGCCCGCCCCGCGCGGCCGGGGGAUGUUGCGGUGGAUCCGGCAGCAGCUGGGUUUUGACCCACCGCAUCAAAGUGAUACACGAACUAUUUAUAUAGCCAACCGUUUUCCCCAGCAUGGCCAUUAUGUUCCUCAGAAAUUUGCAGAUAAUAGAAUCAUAUCAUCAAAGUACACGGUGUGGAAUUUUGUUCCAAAAAAUUUAUUUGAGCAGUUCAGAAGAGUAGCCAAUUUUUAUUUUUUGAUUAUAUUUUUGGUUCAGCUUAUGAUAGAUACACCUACCAGUCCUAUUACAAGUGGAUUGCCAUUAUUCUUUGUCAUAACUGUAACAGCCAUAAAGCAGGGCUAUGAAGACUGGUUACGACAUAAAGCAGAUAAUGAAGUAAAUGGAGCUCCAGUUUAUGUUGUUCGAAGUGGUGGCCUUGUGAAAACUAGAUCAAAAAACAUUAGGGUGGGUGAUAUUGUCAGAGUAGCCAAAGAUGAGACUUUCCCUGCCGACCUUGUACUUCUCUCCUCUGACAGAGCUGAAGGUUCAUGCCAUGUUACUACUGCUAGUUUGGAUGGAGAAACCAAUCUUAAGACGCAUGUUGCGGUCCCAGAAACAGCAGUAUUACAGUCAGUUGCCAACCUGGAUAAACUCGUAGCUGUUGUAGAAUGCCAGCAGCCAGAAGCAGACCUAUACAGGUUUGUUGGCAGAAUAACUAUAAGUCAACAAAUUGAAGAAAUUGUACGACCUCUUGGCCCCGAAAGUCUCUUACUACGAGGAGCAAGAUUAAAAAACACUAAAGAGAUUUUUGGUGUUGCAGUGUAUACAGGUAUGGAGACAAAGAUGGCAUUAAAUUACAAGAGUAAAUCUCAGAAACGAUCAGCGGUAGAGAAGUCUAUGAAUUCAUUUUUGAUUAUCUAUUUAAUAAUCCUCCUUUUUGAAGCCAUCCUGAGUACAAUUUUAAAAUAUGCUUGGCAAGCUGAAGAGAAAUGGAACGAGCCUUGGUACAAUCAGAAGACUGAACAUGAAAGAAACAGCAGCAAGAUUCUGAGAUUUAUUUCAGAUUUUCUUGCUUUUCUGGUACUUUACAAUUUUAUUAUACCUAUUUCACUUUAUGUGACUGUUGAGAUGCAGAAAUUUCUUGGAUCUUUUUUUAUUGGCUGGGAUCUUGACCUCUAUCAUGAAGAAACAAACCAGAGAGCACAAGUAAAUACUUCAGACCUCAAUGAGGAAUUGGGACAGGUGGAGUAUGUGUUUACAGAUAAAACUGGUACGUUAACUGAAAAUGAGAUGCAGUUUCGAGAAUGCUCUAUUAAUGGCAUCAAAUACCAAGAGAUCAAUGGCAAACUAAUUCCUGAGGGCCUGACCGAGGAUUCUCCAGAUGGAAUUAGACAGAGUCUUAUGAAAGAGGAAGAACUCUUCUUGAAAGCUGUCUGCCUCUGUCAUACGGUGCAGAUCAGUGCAGAUCAAACUGAUGGCAUGGGUGAUAGUCCUUGGCAUGCCAAUGGAAUAGCAUCUCAGUUGGAGUAUUAUGCUUCCUCACCAGAUGAAAAAGCUUUAGUUGAAGCUGCUAGCCGAGUUGGAGUUGUAUUUACUGGAACCAGUGCAGAAAGUAUGGAAAUUAAAAGCCUUGGAAAACCAGAAAGGUAUAAAUUACUUCAUGUUCUGGAGUUUGACCCAGAUCGUAGACGAAUGAGUGUCAUUGUGGAGAGUCCUUCAGGAGACAAGCUCUUAUUCACAAAAGGAGCAGAAUCUUCCAUCCUUCCUCGCAGUAGGAGUGGAGAAAUAGAUAAAACGAGGUUACACGUGGAUGAAUUCGCUUUGAAGGGGCUCAGAACUUUAUGCAUAGCUUAUAGAAGAUUCACAGCUGAGGAGUAUCAAGAAAUAGACAAACGCCUUUACGAGGCCAGAACUGCCUUACAACAACGAGAAGAACGACUAGCAGAUGUAUUCAGUUUUAUAGAGAAAGAUCUGGAGUUACUCGGGGCAACAGGAGUAGAGGACAGACUCCAAGAAAAAGUCCAAGAAACUAUAGAAGCCCUCAGACUGGCUGGUAUCAAAGUGUGGGUGCUCACUGGAGAUAAACAUGAAACGGCUGUGAGUGUGAGUUUAUCAUGUGGACACUUUCAUAGAACCAUGAACAUCCUUGAACUUGUGCAGCACAAAUCGGACAGUACAUGUGCUGAGCAACUGAGGCAGCUAGCCAGGAGAAUAAAAGAUGACCAUGUAAUCCAGCAUGGGCUGGUUGUGGAUGGGACCAGCCUCUCUCUUGCACUCAGGGAACAUGAGAAACUGUUCAUGGAAGUUUGUAAAAACUGUUCUGCCGUGCUGUGUUGUCGCAUGGCUCCCCUGCAGAAGGCAAAGGUGGUACGACUGUUAAAAACAUCGCCAGAGAAACCUAUAACAUUAGCCAUUGGUGAUGGUGCUAAUGAUGUAAGCAUGAUACAAGAAGCACAUGUUGGCAUCGGAAUCAUGGGUAAAGAAGGAAGACAAGCUGUUAGAAACAGUGACUAUGCAAUAGCACGGUUUAAAUUCCUCUCAAAGUUGCUUUUUGUUCAUGGCCACUUUUACUAUAUUAGAAUAGCAACCCUUGUACAGUACUUUUUUUAUAAGAAUGUGUGCUUUAUUACACCACAGUUUUUAUAUCAGUUCUUCUGUUUGUUUUCACAACAAACUCUGUAUGACAGUGUGUACUUGACUUUGUACAAUAUUUGUUUCACUUCCCUGCCUGUCCUCGUCUACAGUCUUUUUGAACAGCAUGUGCACCCGCAUGUAUUACAGAGCAAGCCAGCACUCUAUCGAGACAUCAGUAAAAAUGCCCACCUGGGCUAUAAACCAUUUCUUUAUUGGACCAUCUUGGGCUUCUGUCAUGCAUUUGUUUUCUUUUAUGGUUCAUAUCUUCUGAUGGGGGAAGACACUUCUCUACUGGGAAAUGGCCAGAUGUUUGGAAACUGGACUUUUGGUACCUUGGUCUUCACAGUUAUGGUUAUAACUGUAACAUUUAAGAUGGCUUUAGAGACUCAUUUCUGGACUUGGAUAAACCAUUUUGUAACCUGGGGCUCCAUUGUAUUCUAUUUCUUAUUUUCCUUGUUUUAUGGGGGAAUUAUCUGGCCAUUUUUGCAUACCCAGGAUAUGUACUUUGUAUUUGUUCAGUUGCUAUCAAGUGGUUCUGCUUGGUUUGCCAUAAUCAUCAUAGUCGUUGCUUGUUUGUUUCUCGAUGUCAUGAAGAAAGUGCUGUUUAGACAUCUACAACCAACAAAUACUGAGAAAGCUCAGCUUACUGAGACAGGUUCAGGUAUCAACUGCUUGGACUCCAUGUGCUGCUUCGCAGAUGGGGAAACAGCAUGCACAUCUAUUGGAAGAAUGCUGGACCGACUGAUAGGAAGAUGUAGUCCAACCCGGGUCACCAGAUCAUGGAGCUCAUCGGAUCCCUUCUAUGCCAACGACCGAAGCAUCUUGACUCUCUCCACAAUGGACUCAAGUACUUGUUAACAGGGACAUUUGUUAAUGCCUUGUGGAAGCCAUAUGGUGCUCACCUACCUAUACUAGGUUAUAAGCAAGUUCAGUGCUAUAACCCACCCUAGCAAAUCUACCAGAAUAAUGCAGACUACUAAAUAUACAAACCUUGUGGUCUAUCCCGUAGCAUAGAAAUGCAUACAACUGAAGGUUGAUCUCUCUUCUAAUCAUAGGCCUAAAUUGCUAAAUUGUUGCAUAUUAAGAGUGUGCUUUUUCUCUGCCCAUUUACUGUUUGAGGUACCAUUUUAACACAUGGAAGUCCUGUGUCUGACAUUAUUUGGGAUGUCAGGAAGAGGCAACAACCACAUUUCUGCUCCCAGAUCUAGGUGCCUGAAGGUACUGACUUGUUUUUAAGUCCAGUGUCAUACUUUUAAGUAGACUCUUUUCCCCCUCUUUAAGACAUUUAUAUAUAGAUAUAUUUAUUCUACAUUCAUAUUGUGCCAUCUCCUUAUAUUCUUAGCAAAUUGAAAAUAAAGAAAGUUCUUAUUUCUUCCAUGGGCAAAACAGCAAGUAAAACAUAGCUUUAUGGUUAUCCUACUCAACAUUUUUGUAAAGCAAUUGAAAUGCCGUGCAGGCAUUUGUGCUGGUGUAGAAAUGGCAAUAAACUACUAGCCACUUCCUAUAAAUGUCAUAGCUUACGUAGACUGGAAUGGUAUAAAAAAAAGUUUACAGCUGCUGCUUGUUCUUUUCAAAUAAUAUUCAGGAGUCGCUUGUUCUCUAUUAUGCUCUACGUGUUUUAAUAAUUACUGAUCCUGAUAUGGAAGAGCAGGGGAGAAAGAUGCAUAUGAAAUGGAUUCUGCAUCUCACUGGCAUAAAUUCAGUAAAUGUAAACAAUUUAAUCCUUUUAAAGCUGGGGAUUUUUUGCAUGUUUUAUUCUUUCUAAUGUAUUUAUACUUGACCAUGUUGUACUUUGAAGACCUAAUUAAGCAUUAGUUAUCUUCAUCUGUCUGAAGGAUCUGACACAUUGAUGGCAAUGUUUUGAUAUACAAAUACAUCAAUAAAAAUAAAAUUGCACAUGUGUUACUUUGGACAGUAUUGCACAUUUUUUCAGGUGCAUUUUCCAAUAUAAUGUGUUUUCAGAUUCUGGGACUGGAUAGGAAGUCUUGCAAAUUCAUUUUUGAACAGGUGAUAUUGAGAGACACCAGCUAGCAGAAGUGUCAAAUCAACUAGCUGCAGAUGUUGAAAACUGAGAAUUGGAGGACAUUGCAGCAGUGAUGCUGACGAUCCCCCUUGCCAAGUCAGUUGUUGGCAACCCCAAAAUGUAUAGUUUGGUGGAAGUGAUUCCACUGCUGGGACUGCAUUUUUCUCAUGUCGGCUUCAGGCUCCACAUCUCCAUAAACACGUGACAUUUUUGAAACGCAGUAACUGGAAAGUUGCACCUGCAAAAUUCAGACCUGAUAUUUGCUGCUAGCAAAAGCAGGCUGUUGUGGAGGUAGGACAGAGUCUGUCUUACCAUGAUCUUGCCUAAUGCUACUUAGCCUGGAUAUUACACGAGGUAGAGCUGUGGGACACAGCGGUACAUAUGUACAUACCCCCAGCUUGUCUACUUUGCAGCUGUCUUUUUGGAGUUGUAGUGCAGGUGAACUAGAUGGCUUACACUGGUUUUCAUAAUGGAGACAAAACCCUCCAUGGUGCACAAGCUGUUUCAGGAGGAGAUUGUCUCCAUUACCCAAGUCCCAGAUUCUGUGAACUGGAACAAAAAAAAUGAUGUGCCUAAUUGUCUUCUGAGGCUGAAGUGAAUAUGUUUUAUUGAAAUCAGUAGAGCAACAAAGCUCAGUGACAGGUGCAUCGAGCCCCACACACUUAGCAGUGAUAAAGCAAUCCCAUUUUUCAGUAUGGUCCAUGUUAUCGGGAUAGCCUCCUUACCACACAUUGAAAAUGCUCAGAUUGUCCUAAGUUGAGAUGCAUGCAUAAUUGUGAUUUCAAGCACCGAGAUCCUCUGAAAUUAUUGCUUGAAAUCAGUCUGGUAUGUAGUAUGAACAGCAUCUGUGUUGAGAUAUUUGAGAGAACUGCAUGGAGUCAGAAAAUGUCUUAAUUUUGUUGCAGUAUAAAGGAAGGGUUGCCAGGUAGUGUUCCCUGAAUAACCUUUUUGUGGAACUACAAAAUUAAAAGAAAAAUCUCUUCCUAGUUCUCUUGGCCACAUAAGUUUCUUUAUAACGUUAGUUAGGAGUCUGACUUAAACCGUCUCAGGAAGAGAAACAACAUGCUGGUGUAUUUAUCUUGCCACAUUUACCUGGGAAAGAUCUUGGGAAAGACUUUCUUUAAAAAAUUCUGGUCCGAUAUCUGCUGUUUGUAGCUGUUGUUGUUUUGAAAACAUUAUGUGUUAAUUCCCAAAAGCAGUCCCAUCUGUCCGUCAUUCAUAGCUUGCUUAAUCAUCCAGCGAUUUUCAGUGUUGCCAUGUAGUUUAAUUUGUUUGUGUAAUUAGUGUGUCAUGUAUGAAAAUCUAAAUUAGGGUCUCUCCCUAGAAAAAGGAAGAGGCUUCCAAAAAAGAACCCAGCUCCAAGCAUUUCUAACAAGCCCAUAUCAUACGUGUAUACUUUGUAUUUGGUUGUACAAAUAAAAGGUUGAAGACAUUUGUACCAAAGAAGCAACGUUUUAGCACUGAAGAAUUUACCUUCAUGAUGUGUCUGUCAAAAAUGUCCACCUCUCAUCCCCCAACUGCCCCUGCUCCCAGGUGUAACCAUGCAUUUAAACGGCUUUUCCUGAACUUAAGAAUUCAUCUGUCUGCAGAGGUAUACUUUUCUAGAUGCAGUAAAACUUCAUCAGUAAUGUUUUAUUUCCCAUUAACAGGAAUGCAUACUUGGCUCCCCCAGGACUUGGUACUGACCUAAUGGCUGCUUAAGAAGGAAAGCAACAAUAUUUUUUGUAACACGCCACAAAUAAUUUAAGAUUGGCUUUGCUCCAGAAAGGUGCUUGUAUAUUUUUGGGAGUGUUAAAGUGUAUGUUAAAUGCUGAUUUUUAGAUUUGGUAGUACGUGGGAUGUUACACAAAGCAGAGUUAAUCACGCAUGCUGCAUUUUUUGUAUCCAACCCUAACUAUUGGUCUUUCUGAUUAAGACCAUGAGUCAGGAAGAACAGCUUGCAGCACCCAGGUGAUGCACUAGACUCACCUUCAGCCUUGUCACCCAUGAGGCAUAUACACAGGAUUCCCAGAGGUGUGUGCUUUUACUGCGGUAAAGUCUACAUCUCCGUGCACUUUAACACUGAUGACAUGACAGACGCAGUCUCCUUUUCCUGCAUGGUUGAAAGCAGGACAAGGGCUCACCUUCUCCACAGCCACCUUUGGAAUUGGAUUAAAUUCUCUGUAGGUCUUAGCACCUGCUCUGGGAAAGUUGCUUUUUCAGACGAUGUAUUUUCUAUUGCUGAACAUAUGCUACCUUGCAGCAAACUCUCUAGAAACUAUAAAAUGGAAAAACAGAUGGGAAAAGUGUCUUUUUUUUUUUUCCUUAUAAUGACUUCACAACCUAAAAUAUAACUAGUCCACUUUAUAACGGGAACCCAAUGGAAGGGAGUGCCAUAAACUUUGACUUCACAGGUCCAGAAUAAUUUAAUGUUUUCUAGUGCAAAAAGUUAUUUUAAAUGCUUUGUAUAAUGUAUCACGGUAGGCAACUAUCUUUCUUUAUUGGAACUAUUUGGUAACAUUUUUAACAUGGUUUUUUUAUGACAGGGCACCUGUUGUACCUGUAGAAAUGUUCUUGUUUUCUAGUGCAAGAAACAUUGCAUCUUUAAAUAAUGGCAUCUAAUCUAUAGGAUUGUUAACUGUUAUAUCUGACCCACGUCCUUUGCUUUUAAGAUUAGGUUUCAAAAUCUUGCGAUUGAUUUGUGGAGCACAGUAUCCAGAAGCACUUAAAUAUCAUGUAUGUGCAAGCCCGCCUGGUUUGGAGCCUGACUUGUUAUCUUGAUUUCUCGUUGUGGCUGUAGUAGUGACGUGGCUCUAACAGAAGUUAACCCCUGAUAAUUGUGCAAUGCUGCUGCAGUUCCAGAUGAUCACAAUAAUCUCCGAUGGAUUUACAUAACUAGAGCUGGGCGAACCUUUCAGAGUAGGAAAAUUUCCUCUAUUAGCUCUUCAUAUUCAGAUAUCAUUUACAGAUGCUUCUUUGUAGAUGUGUUGUACAACUAUCCCCUCUUAUGAGUUGCUGAUAAGCUGUUUCCACUCCACUAUUUAUUCAUUUUGUAUUUUGCAUGGCAGGUAAUUUAUCCCCCUAAGUUGUAUCUGGUUCCUACUUUUUAUUUGAAUGACUUCACUUAUAAACAAGGGAAAUUGGAGAUUUCCAAACGUGAAUGCUUCCGUCACUGAUCACAUGUAUGCAUUCACACGAGGAUUUGAGGCAUUUCCGCUUUUCACAAACACAUUCCUGCAGCUAAAUAUCUUCCGGCAAAGGUAAUUUAAUAAUUACCCUAUGUGCUGUCCAAGCUAAAGCAUGUUGUCCAUUCAAGUGAAGGUUUUUCCAUAGCUGCUUUUGAGGUAUUCACCUGGCUCUAGCCAUAAUACAUCCCUCUCUUGCCGUAAGUGUAGAUAAUGAUCAUGCCUGUAGAAAUCAGACUUGUUUGGUUGUUUCCAGUCUGUAUAAAUGCAUGGAACUUAAAUCAAGCCAUGUAGGCUUGGAGUAAAAAGGCACCUAUGGUAUAGAGCAUGAAGCGGUAUAUGAUAACACACAAAAAAAAACAACAACCCCAAGCAAACCAAACACAUUGCAGAUUACAACACGGUUGUUUAAAAGAUGAAAAGAUGCAAAGUAACAGCAAUUUUUUUUCUUUUUGAGUCAGCAUUUAUAAAAGGAAUUGUUUCAUGUAUCAAAGGAGUCCGGUCUGAUUUGUUUUUGGGGGCGUUUUUUUAGCAGUGGAAUAAAUAUAUUUCAUGUACAUGUUUGAGGAAUAAAGAGGAAUUAUUUUAAACAUAAAGCUCAUUUUCAGGUAGGAGUAAUAUGUCAUUACUACACCAAAGCUCGUAUUUUAAAAAACGCUUAGCUGUAGUCCCAUUAAAACCUCUGAUUCUUCUGGGCGUGUAGAAACACAAAUCAUCUGGGCUUUUUUUUUUGUUUUUUUCUUUUUAAAAAGUAUAAUCAAGUGCUGCGUGUUCUUGGGGAAAAGAACAUUGAAUGAUGCUCUGGCGGGAGGCAUUGCCUGGUACCCAGUCGUGUGUUGAUGUCAAUGGUUUAUUUUUGCCAACGAGGGGCAUUAACAACUGGAAACUGUAGCAAUAAUUAGUACCAAGAAUUUUGGACCUCAGACACUGUGGCUGCCUCUGAUGUUCUGCUUAUUGACUCUGCUCUCAGAGGAUCUAUAGUGUGCUUGUUGUACAGCUCUGUCAGGAAAAUUGUUUUAAAAACAAAAGUUUAUGGAAAUUAUAUUUAAUAAAAACUUUCACUUUUUA